This is a messenger RNA of Jaminaea rosea, 1172 nucleotides long. RefSeq lists its product as hypothetical. The record is from RefSeq and is a predicted model, not a curated record. Lineage: Eukaryota; Fungi; Basidiomycota; Exobasidiomycetes; Microstromatales. The transcript is spliced from 2 exons. The coding region runs from base 21 to 1172 and encodes 383 amino acids.
CUCUCGAGCAUCUCGCAACCAUGUCUCCAACAUCCUCGUCAGGUGGCGAAGGCUUCGACGGCCCGCCAUCCCCCGACCAUCGCAACCACCUUCUCUCCUCCGCCAUCAGGCAAUUGUACGUCCCCACUCCUCGCCUACCCUUGGACCCCGAGACACUCGCUCUUUUCCGAUGGUCGCGACCGGACCUCUACAGCCUAGUCGAGCAAGCCGACGCCGAUGAGCAGGAGCGCAAGGCUCAAGAGAGCAAGUUGGUGGAGCAUAUAGUCAAGACGCGCGACAAGAUCAUGCUCGAGACGCAAUACCCUUGUCUGGCAGCGUACGCCUUCUUGGUGCCGGGAAUGGUAUUUCAAGAGCCCUACGGGCGAGCUCUCGACCUUCUGCGCAACGAUGAAGGAGGGACACGUCGUCCCACCUUUCUUGACCUAGGAUGCGGUCUCGGGCAGGACAUUCGUGCCAUUCUCUCCCGCGACCCUGUGCUAGGUCGAGCCGGGAUUCCUGCGGAGCGCUGUGUUGCUUCUGAUCUGCUGGGUAGUCUGAUGAGGGCUGGAUUCGAGCUGUUUGGUGAUCGGGAGGGGGAGGGAGGACUGGAAGGGGUCAAGUGGGUUGAGGCCGAUGUGUUCAAGAGAGAGGACUUGGAGAGGUUGAAGAAACUUACGGAUGGGGGAGAGGGGUACGACGUUAUUUUCCUGGGAAGCUUCCUUCACCUCUUCUCCCUCUCAGCGCAAAAGCGCUGUCUCGCCGCUCUGGACUACCUUCUCUCACGUCGUCCUGGUUCGAUAAUCUUUGGUAGGCAGACAGGCUGCGAUCAGGCUUACAACGUGGUCAAACGUCAAGAAGGCAGCAAACCCGCCGCAGCACGUAGCGAGCACGAGCAGGGGGAAGACCCGCAAAGUGAGGUCUUCCGUCACGAUGCCCGGACCUUCAAAUUGUUGGCGGAGCAGGGCAAGGUGGGCAUUGAAGGGAUCGACGUACCUGGAGGCGAGGCACAAAGAUUCAAGUGGCGCUGUGAUUCCGAGGUGCACAGUGUGGCUGCUGAAGGGGGUGGCAAGGAUCCCAAGAGGAAUGCCAAGAUAAAGGAGGGGGAGGGAAUGCAACGUCGUCGUGAUGGGACCGCAGACGGGGAGCAGACCCACGAGAUCAAGUCGCUGCAUUUCUGCAUAACGAGGACGUGA